AUGUCUGAUAUUAAAGUUAAGGACCUCCGUGGCUUGAGCAAGCAGGAGUUGGAGAACCAGCUCGUUGACCUUAAGGAGAACCUCCUCAAGCUCCGUGCUAAGCAGCAGUCCGUCAAGGCUGGUGAGAUUAAGCGUGUCCGCAAGUCCGUUGCCCGCACCCUCACCAUCCUCAACGUUUCCCAGCGUGAGGCUGUCCGUGAGCUUUACAAGUCCAAGAAGUACACUCCUAAGGACUUGCGUGCUAAGAAGACCCGUGCCAUCCGCCGCCGUCUCUCCGAGGAGGAGGCCAAUGCCAAGACCGUCAAGGCUCAGAAGAAGGCUUCUGCCUUCCCCAAGCGCAAGUACGCUAUCUCGGCCUAA
Wickerhamiella sorbophila is the source of this 360-nucleotide messenger RNA. RefSeq names its product 60S ribosomal protein L35-B. NCBI's taxonomy places the organism in Eukaryota, Fungi, Ascomycota, Dipodascomycetes, Dipodascales, Trichomonascaceae. Gene Ontology annotation, cellular component: ribosome; cytosolic large ribosomal subunit. Gene Ontology annotation, molecular function: mRNA binding; structural constituent of ribosome. The transcript has a single exon. The coding region runs from base 1 to 360 and encodes 119 amino acids. Gene Ontology annotation, biological process: translation; maturation of LSU-rRNA from tricistronic rRNA transcript (SSU-rRNA, 5.8S rRNA, LSU-rRNA). The record is from RefSeq and is a predicted model, not a curated record.